This is a messenger RNA of Brassica oleracea var. oleracea, 915 nucleotides long. Its product is annotated as RNA-binding protein 48-like. The record is from RefSeq and is a predicted model, not a curated record. The transcript is spliced from 7 exons. Bases 148 to 798 code for a protein of 216 amino acids. Gene Ontology annotation, molecular function: nucleic acid binding. Gene Ontology annotation, cellular component: nucleoplasm. NCBI's taxonomy places the organism in Eukaryota, Viridiplantae, Streptophyta, Magnoliopsida, Brassicales, Brassicaceae.
CUUCUCUCAAUCGGCGACGAAUUAGUAUACUCGCCGGUGAAACUCUCAUUGUCUGCUUUGUUCGAGAUAUAUGGAAUAGACUUAUUUUGUGGGCGUCGUUGUUAGGGUUCUGUUAAAAAAAUUCUCUUCGGAAUUGCAGAAGAAAAGAUGGGUCGAACCAAAGAGAUUCCACCAGCGGCUAGGGUUUAUACAGUGUGCGAUGAAUCAAGAUACUUGGUAGUACGAAAGGUACCGGCUUUAGGCUGUGGUGACGAUCUGAUGAGAUUGUUCGCUACUUACGGAGAGGUUGAAGAAUGUAAACCUAUGGAUGCAGAAGACUGUGAGGAGUUUACUGAUGUCUAUUGGAUCAAGUUCCGUCUCAUCGCUAAUGCAAGAUUUGCAAAGAGGAAGUUGGAUGACUCAGUGUUCUUGGGAAACCGGCUCCAGAUUUCAUAUGCUCCUGAGUUCGAGAGCCUCAGUGACACCAUGGAUAAGUUGGAAACGAGGAGGAAAGAAGUGCUUGCAAGAUCCAACCCCCAGAAAGGUAAGAGCAGCGUCUCACAAGUCACAAAACCGGCUUUGACCCAAAGCGAGACGGAUUACCAAUUCCAUAGAAGAAACGCUCCUAUUACUCGAGUUUCAUCUGACCAGGAGUAUUUUGGGUCAUCUUCAAUGAAUCAAACUGUUAAAACUGUGAGGGAGAAACUCAACAAGAUUGAAGAAAGUGGUAAGCAGAAAAGGUCAGAAGCAAGCAGUCAGAAUCUCCAAACAGAACCUGACUUGAAGAGAACCAGAGUCGAUAACCGAAGAAGAAUCUAAAACUGAUCUUGGGAAUGCUACUUAGCUAAUCCUGUUUACCUUUAUCUUAAUUGUCUUCUUGUAGUUGUGAAUAAUUCAUUUAUUUUUUCUAUUCAAUUUCAGCUACUGCAAUAAUAA